This is a messenger RNA of Benincasa hispida (wax gourd), 2941 nucleotides long. It is a transcript of the gene ELF7, whose product is annotated as hydroxyproline-rich glycoprotein family protein. Gene Ontology annotation, biological process: transcription elongation by RNA polymerase II. NCBI's taxonomy places the organism in Eukaryota, Viridiplantae, Streptophyta, Magnoliopsida, Cucurbitales, Cucurbitaceae. Gene Ontology annotation, molecular function: RNA polymerase II complex binding; chromatin binding. The record is from RefSeq and is a predicted model, not a curated record. Gene Ontology annotation, cellular component: Cdc73/Paf1 complex.
CCUAGACGGAAUAAUGUGAUGACCGAUCAGAAAAGGGCGUGACGUAAUAGAUUGGUGGAACUGUGCCGUGGGAGAGAUCCACGAAGGCCGCCCCCCCUCCGUUAGCAUUUGCAAACCCAAACGAAACCUUCUUUCUUCUACUUUUUCUACUCUCCCAAUCACUUCCACCUUCUUCUCUCUCUCUCUCUCUCUCUCUCUCUCUUAAACCUCUGCACUUCCUUCUUAAGCUAGGGUUUCCUUGGCGAUCCAUUCAAAUUGCAAGGGAGGCGGCCAAUCCGUCUUCAUCUUCUCCGGACUCUGUUUUUCUUUUCGGAAAACAACCAUUUGCAUCGCUGCUUUUCCUGUUUCUUUGUUUCUUUGUUUCUUUGUUUCUUUGUUUCCUUUCCCUUUCUCUCUAUCUUCUAUAUGCGGUUGAUAGGGUUUUGGAGAUUUCUUGUUUGGGAGGAGGGUUUUUGAUGAUUGGCCCGGGAAUCUGAGUGAAGUUCAACUUAGUGGCGAUUUCGCGAUUUUCCUGUCUUCGAGGGUUCUGCUUGCUCGAGUUUUUGGGGGAGAUAUAGCUAUGGCUUCUUACAGGCCAUAUCCUCCACAAUCGUCUUUCGGUCCUGCACCAGGUCAAAACCCGGUACCGCCUCCACCAACGCAAUCGGCUUCCGUUCCAGCGCAACAGCGAGGAGGAGGUAGUCAAUAUAAUCAGAAUUGGGGUGGUUAUGGCGGUGAUGGGUCCAUGCCUCCUGCUCAAUCUUCGUCGUAUCCCCAGAAUUACAACCAAGCUCAUCAAAGUUCUAAUUACCACCAGCAACAUUAUGGUCCGCCGAGAAGCCAACACCCUCCACCUCCUCCUCCUAACCAGUCGUAUCCUUAUGCACCACAGCCGCCGCCACCGCCUCCGGAUUCUUCAUAUCCACCGCCUCCGCCCCCUCCAGCGCCUUCGCAACCUCCUAAUCUUUACUACCCCCCUUCACAGUCAAUGCAGCCACCACCUCCGCCCUCGUCUCCACCACCGAGCUCUUCAAUCCCGCCACCUCCACCCCCAAAUUCUCCACCACCUCUAUCAGCGCCUCAGCAAAAAGCAGAGGGUACAAACAUGGGAGCACACGAACGCGAUAAAGGGGUUUCAAAGGAUCCCUCAUAUGGUAGGCGUGAUCGUGAAAAUUCAAAUCAUGAUAAACACCAGAGGCAUUCUGGUCCCCCAAUGCCUCCCAAGAAAGCAAACGGUCCUUCAGGGAGAAUGGAGACAGAUGAUGAGAAAAGACUGAGGAAGAAGAGAGAGUUCGAAAAACAAAGGCAAGAUGAGAGGCACAGACACCAUCUAAAAGAAUCCCAAAACACUAUACUGCAAAAGACCCAGAUGUUAUCUACUGGGAAGGGGCAUGGAUCAAUUGUAGGAUCCCGAAUGGGGGAAAGGAAGGCCACUCCUUUUCUAAGUGGUGAGAGGAUAGAAAAUAGGUUGAAGAAGCCAACAACAUUUUUGUGCAAGUUGAAAUUCCGGAACGAGCUUCCAGAUACAAGUGCUCAGCCGAAGCUCAUGUCACUACGGAAAGAGAAAGAUCACUAUACAAGAUAUACAAUCACAUCACUAGAGAAAACGUACAAACCUCAGCUUUACGUGGAGCCGGAUCUUGGAAUACCUCUCGAUUUGCUUGACCUCAGUGUAUACAACCCUCCUAGUGUUAGAAUACCCCUUGCUCCUGAAGAUGAGGAAUUGUUACGUGAUGAUGUUUUGAAAACUCCAGUUAAAAAGGAUGGUGGUAUAAAAAGAAAAGAGCGUCCUACUGAUAAAGGUGUUGCCUGGCUUGUUAAGACGCAGUAUAUCUCUCCUCUCAGCAUUGAAUCGGCAAAGCAGUCGUUGACUGAAAAACAGGCCAAAGAACUGCGAGAAAUGAAGGGAGGACGCAAUAUUCUUGAGAACCUAAAUAAUAGGGAACGGCAAAUUAAGGAAAUUGAGGCAUCCUUCGAAGCAUGCAAGUCACGCCCUGUUCAUGCCACUAACAAGAAUUUAUAUCCUGUUGAGGUUUUACCUCUUCUACCUGAUUUUGAUAGGUAUGAUGAUCCAUUUGUUGUGGUGGCGUUUGACAGCGCUCCAACAGCUGAUUCAGAGACUUUCAACAAGUUAGACCAAUCCAUUCGUGACACUCAUGAAUCACAGGCUAUAAUGAAAAGCUAUAUGGCAACAGGCUCAGAUCCUUCAAAGCCUGAGAAAUUUCUUGCGUACAUGGUUCCUUCUCCAGAUGAGCUAUCGAAGGAUAUUUAUGAUGAACAAGAAGAUGUCUCAUAUUCCUGGGUUCGUGAGUACCAUUGGGAUGUACGGGGUGACAAUGUGGAUGACCCCACUACAUAUCUCGUUUCAUUUGAUGAUACAGAAGCUCGUUAUGUGCCACUUCCUACAAAGCUUGUUCUUAGAAAAAAGAGGGCUAAAGAAGGGAGAUCAAGUGAUGAGGUCGAACAUUUUCCUGCACCUGCAAGAGUGACUGUAAGGAGAAGACCUACCGUAGCUACUUUGGAAGUGAAGGAUCCAGGGGUUUACUCGAAUUCGAAAAGAGGAUCGGAUAUUGAAGAUGGUCUUGGGAGAUCACAUAAACAUGAUAGACACCAAGACAUGGAUCAAUACAGUGGAGCUGAAGAUGAGAUGUCUGAUUGAUUAACUCUUUGGUACAACCAAUUUAAUUUGGCUUCCCAUGGAUUAUCUACCUGAUGCAAACGCCGCUAAUCUGGCAGUGACUCGGCCCAAAAAUUUUUAUACCACCAGAUGUUUAUGGUGCUGUGUUGAGUGUGUACGUUACAUACCCCUAUUGCCACACUAACUUAGUACUUGUUUGCAUUAUUGAAUUUCUUAAUUUAAUCUGUAUAGUUUCUUCGGCACGGCAAGAAAAACGAAAUAUGAAAAAAAGGUUUUACAUUAAACACUUCCAUUUGUUGUAAUGAUCUUAAGAUGAUUCCUUUA